AUGCAUUUUACCACCGCCUAUCUCUCAGCUAUGCUAGCAGCUUAUGCAGCUGCGACACCGGUGGCUUCGCCCAUCGACUCCGUGACUCUACUUCCUCGUGCGCCCCCCGAAGGCAAGAUUUUAAUUGGAUAUCGAUCUUGCAGCAAGGCAGAAGCAAAAAGCACCAACAAGAUCGGUUCAAUCUAUUGGAAUGAUAAAAUGUAUGCACACUAUAAGGCAUCUGGUCAAUACGGUGUAGGAAAAUCCCUGGCCGAUAGAGCUGGGGAAUGGGAAUCUUUUCAAGACGGCGCUCCCUGGUAUUGCUAUGUUCUUGCCGACGAGGAAGCUUUCAAGGCUCAACCUAAAGCAUACCUUGAGGAACCAGAGGACGGGGUUAAAUGGACGGAGGCAAGAGCAGUAGAAGCCAUUCAGGCUAUCGAGGGAAUGGAGAACGAGGAUCCCGAUGAGGUUCUUCGUUUCGGAGGCUGCGGUCACGUCAAUGAACUUCUAGUUCCUCAGUAUCUGCUUCCUUCCGGGAAAUCAUCGGAGGGUGGGCCACUGGGUUUGGAAACGAAGUGCUUCGAUUCCCUAGAAGCUAUGAAAGAAGCAAUGGAAGAGGAGGGUCUUGGCGACGCCCCGAUAGUGAGAUUCCAUGAUUUCGAAAUAUCCGGGACAGCCUCGUUCAAACGAGGACUUGAGUUGGAGGCACGUGGGAAGAAAGAUACAACUGCCAACAUAAAAGUCGUGCCGGGUAAAGCUGGCGGCAAAAAGGUCAAGAGUGACAAGUCUGGCGACGAGACUGGUGAUGAAACAGACGCGACCGACGCGACGGACAAGGUUGGCGGCAAAAAGGUCAAGACUGAUAAGUCUGGCGUCAAGACUGGUGAUAAGAAGGACAAGACUCAGGUAAAGACUGGUGGCAACAAGCCUAGAGUUUGCAAGAUGAAGUAA
Glarea lozoyensis ATCC 20868 is the source of this 930-nucleotide messenger RNA. RefSeq lists its product as uncharacterized. The record is from RefSeq and is a predicted model, not a curated record. NCBI's taxonomy places the organism in Eukaryota, Fungi, Ascomycota, Leotiomycetes, Helotiales, Helotiaceae. The transcript is spliced from 3 exons. Bases 1 to 930 code for a protein of 309 amino acids.